Molecule: messenger RNA, 718 nt
Organism: Cylicocyclus nassatus
Lineage: Eukaryota; Metazoa; Nematoda; Chromadorea; Rhabditida; Strongylidae
Source: the annotation of a GenBank genome assembly
CGAAAAUAGUCGAAAUGCUCUGCACUUUCAUUGUGGUAGCAGCAACAUUUCCUGCAGUCGUAAGAGGUGCUCAGGAGUGCGAUGGAGGUAGUAUGGAAAGUUCGGACGUCAACGAGAUUCUCAAUAGAAUCAAUGAAAUGCGUUCAAGUGUAAUUCAAGGAAAUCAGAAGAACGGACAAGGACAGGAGAAGCUGCCGGCCGGAAAAUAUAUGACUCAAAUUAAUUGGAGUUGUGACCUAGAAAAGGAAGCCAUGGGUGGUACAAACGCAGAUUGUAGCGAUCCUACAGCGCCAUCUGGCAAGAGUGGAUUCUAUAAGAAAGACUCCGAAGAUACUUUUAUCUCAGCAUCAUAUUACGUUGAAAAUUGGUUAAGGCGUAUUGAGGAUUUUCCUUUGACCGAUUAUAAGGAUGGCGCGGUCAAGUAUUCUGGAGCCAUAAGUACGAAGGAAUUUGCAAACCUCAUUAAUCCAGAGGCAACUGAGAUUGGUUGUGCUUUUGGAUCGUGUUCAGACAGUGGUGAUAGCAUGUUCACUGUCUACUGCCUUACAAAUAAGGAUCCGCUGGCCUGCUCCUACGACAGGGGAAAAUGCGUUAAAAUGCAAGGGCAAAAAAAAGCAUUCAGUUUUCGAGCAGUUCUACACCAAAACAAGAAUUUUACAAACUCUUUUUGUUACAGAUGAUUGGUGAAUGGUACACAAAUAACAAAUAAAUAAUGCGA